UGCUGAGGAAAGAGACUCCGAUGGACUUACACCGGGCAGCGUUCAAGAUGGAGAACUCACCCUAUCUCCCCAACCCGCUGGCCUCCCCAGCACUGAUGGUUCUCGCCUCCACCGCCGAAGCCAGCCGUGAUGCUUCCAUUCCCUGCCAGCAGCCGAGGCCUUUUGGGGUCCCCGUGUCAGCAGAUAAGGACGUGCAUAUUCCCUUUACCAAUGGCUCAUAUACUUUUGCCUCCAUGUAUCACCGGCAAGGUGGGGUGCCGGGAGCGUUUGCAAACCGUGACUUUCCUCCAUCCUUGCUUCACCUACACCCCCAGUUUGCACCCCCCAACCUGGACUGUACCCCGAUCAGUAUGUUGAACCACAGUGGUGUUGGGGCUUUCCGCCCCUUUGCAUCUACUGAAGACCGGGAGAGCUACCAGUCAGCCUUUACGCCGGCCAAGCGCCUGAAAAACUGCCAUGACACUGACUCACCCCAUCUGCGCUUCUCGGACGCCGAUGGGAAGGAGUACGAGUUUGGCACGCAGCUCCCCUCCAGCUCCCCCGGCUCCCUCAAAGUUGAUGAUACGGGGAAGAAGAUCUUUGCCGUUUCUGGCCUCAUUUCUGACCGGGAGACCUCAUCCAGUCCUGAAGACCGAAGUGACAGAUAUAGAAGCGACAACCAAAGAGGGCCCCAGGCGUCUGCAACUGCCACUCAUCGUAUGAUUUUAACUCUCCCCCUCUGCAAAAAGAAAGCGACUUUGUUUGACAGCCAGGCUCCGAUCUGCCCCAUCUGCCAGGUCCUCCUUCGCCCUGGGGAGCUGCAGGAGCACAUGGAGCAGGAGCUGGAGAAGCUCACCCAGCUGAACAUCAGCAAGAGCUCCAUCCUGAAGGAUGCCAUGGCAGCGGGCACCCCCAAGUCAAUUUUGUUGUCGGCCUCAAUCAAGCGGGAAGGAGAUUCUCCGACAGCAUCACCCCACUCCUCAGAUGACAUCCAUCACUCAGACAGAUACCAGACCUUCCUGCGGGUGCGAGCGAACCGGCAGACCCGGCUGAACGCUCGGAUUGGAAAAAUGAAACGGAGGAAGCAAGACGAAGGGCAGGUAUGUCCCCUCUGCAGCCGACCUCUGUCAGGAUCCGAGGAGGAGAUGAGUAGGCAUGUGGAACAAUGCCUUGCAAAGAGAGAAGGUUCAUGCAUGACUGAGGAUGACUCUGUGGACAUCGAGAACGAGAACGGCAACCGCUUUGAAGAGUACGAAUGGUGCGGGCAGAAGAGGAUACGGGCUACUACUCUCCUGGAGGGAGGAUUUCGAGGUUCUGGGUUUAUCAUGUGCAGUGGCAAGGAGAAUCCAGACAGCGAUGCCGACCUGGAUGUGGAUGGAGACGACACACUUGAAUACGGGAAACCACAGUACACAGAGGCAGACGUUAUCCCUUGCACUGGGGAAGAGCCAGGUGAAGCCAAAGAGAGGGAGGCACUCCGAGGUGCUGUUUUAAAUGGUGGUACACCCAGUACUCGAAUAACACCGGAGUUUUCUAAAUGGGCCAGCGACGAAAUGCCCUCAACAAGUAAUGGUGAAAGCAGUAAACAGGAGACCAUGCAGAAGACCUGUAAGAACAGUGACAUUGAAAAAAUUACAGAAGACUCUGCAGUGACAACAUUUGAAGCGUUAAAGGCUCGUGUCCGUGAGUUAGAAAGGCAGCUUUCCCGUGGGGACCGCUAUAAAUGUCUCAUUUGCAUGGACUCCUACACAAUGCCCCUGACUUCCAUUCAGUGCUGGCAUGUGCACUGUGAAGAAUGCUGGCUGCGGACUCUGGGUGCCAAGAAGCUCUGUCCCCAGUGUAACACCAUCACGUCUCCCGGAGACCUUCGGCGCAUCUACUUAUGAAGGACCCAGCGGGAGGGCAGGACCCAGCUACUCAGCUCAGCUCAUCACACCAAGGGGGAGAAGAACGACAGCAACAAAAAAAAGACGUUUUAAAAUUUAAAGAAAAAACAAACCAGAGACUCCAGACAUGGACUUGAGGAUACAGGAGCAGUGGGGAGCCUUGGCUCCCAGGUCCCGCAUGUUGAGACCUCCUUCAGCAUCUUCAGCGGGCAAAACCAAACCCUUUGUUGUGAAGCCCCCUUUUUUAAAACCAGUAUUCCCCAUCCACCCGUUCCCUGGAGCUGGCUUUGCAUCGCGGAUGGCUCGUGAGCCCUCCUUUGGACUGUGUUGUUGACCACUCUGCCCCCAGGAGACUGGGGAAGGGACCCUUGACAGAAAGAUGUUAAAUAACCUGUAACUUGUGUUCUUUGUUCAGUUUUUUUGUUUUGUUUUUAUUUGUUUUGGUUUGGUUUUUGGUUUGGUUCUGUUUUGGUUUUUUGUGGUGUUCUAGUGAUAAGAAAA
This is a messenger RNA of Gymnogyps californianus (California condor), 2366 nucleotides long. It is a transcript of the gene RNF220, whose product is annotated as ring finger protein 220. The record is from RefSeq and is a predicted model, not a curated record. Bases 21 to 1865 code for a protein of 614 amino acids. Gene Ontology annotation, biological process: protein ubiquitination. Gene Ontology annotation, molecular function: ubiquitin protein ligase activity; metal ion binding. The transcript is spliced from 15 exons. Lineage: Eukaryota; Metazoa; Chordata; Aves; Accipitriformes; Cathartidae.